This is a messenger RNA of Diachasma alloeum, 1131 nucleotides long. RefSeq names its product aldose 1-epimerase. The record is from RefSeq and is a predicted model, not a curated record. Gene Ontology annotation, molecular function: carbohydrate binding; aldose 1-epimerase activity. Lineage: Eukaryota; Metazoa; Arthropoda; Insecta; Hymenoptera; Braconidae. The coding region runs from base 1 to 1131 and encodes 376 amino acids. The transcript has 6 exons. Gene Ontology annotation, biological process: beta-D-galactose catabolic process via UDP-galactose, Leloir pathway; glucose metabolic process.
AUGAGUACCGAACGGACGAUCAUAGAGGAGGACGGAUUCGGGGUGAUUCCCAUCAUCACCGAUGAUAAUAGGAACUUUGAAAUUGUUAAGAGAUAUACCUUGACUAAUAAGACGAAAGCAUCGGUGACGCUGAUCACGUGGGGCGCCGGGAUUCAGGCGAUUCGAGUGCCCAAUAAUAGGGGAAUUCUUGGUGAUGUUGUGCUGGGGUUCGAUGACAUUGAUGGAUACUGGAAAAAUCGCCAUAUAGGGAGGACCCUGGGUCGCGUAACGAGACGACUAUCCUCCGAUAUUCAAUCCAGUCCUCAGGUCCGGGGUUUUAAUCAUGAAUCCACUGGCUUCGACAACGUCAACUGGGACGGCUACAUCCUCGGAAAACAAGUGGUGAUGUCAUACGUGAGUAGAAAUCACAAACUCCACCCGGGUGAUCUGCUGACCCAGGUUAAAUACAGCUGGAGUGAUGACAACGAGCUUCUCGUUGACUUCAGUGCGACCUCCACUAGACCAACACCGGUGGACAUUACCUCCUUCUGUCUGUUCAAUCUCGCCGGGCAUGGUAUGGGCCCCGAAGAGCUGAACAAACAUGUCGUCUCCAUCAAUGCCGACAAAUGGCUGCAUUCUGAUGUGAGAACGAAAUUACCCAGUGGAGCCAUUCGCUCUGUUCGCAAGACGAGAUUUGAUCUCCGAAAUCCUACAGAGCUGAAUGUGAAGAGGUUGGAGCGUAUUCCAGGAGGCGGAUACGAUCAUUUUUUCUGCGUCAAUGCUCCGAGUAUUUUGUGCUACAGAUUCCACGCCAGAAUUCUGCAUCCGGAGUCUGGUAGAUCACUAGAGGUGAAUUCAAAUCAAGCAGGCCUUCAUUUCUACACAGCAAAUGAUUUCCCCUACCCCAGAGAAGAUUUACAUUUUUGGGACAGGGGUGAGAGUCCCUGCAGAAAAGUCAAGAACCCCAAUUCCCGAGUAGAUGCAGGGGGAAUCCCCGCCAAGGGUGGCGUUGUGUACAAAAGACACGCCGGCUUCUCCAUUUCCCCGCGAAAUUAUCCAGACUCGGUAAAUUUCAGUCACUUCCCAUCAAACAUUCUCUCCGCUGGAUGUGAAUAUCAUCACACGAUGGCGCUAAAAUUUGGGGUGAAAUAA